AUGGAUGCAGACUUCAGCUCGAAUCGGUGCGCCACUCCUCUUGAGGAAUACGAAGUGCCUACCCGUCACUCGGAGCUAUGCUUUGAAGACGGGAACCUCUCCAUCAUCAUUGGGAAGCAGUACUUCAUCGUCCACCGUGGUGUCUUGUGCCUGCAUUCGCAGGUCUUCCACAAGCGUAUCAAAGCCAUCAAGUCGGGGGAUGACCGUUUGCUGGAAGGACUGGCGGUGCUCUAUCUGGAUGACUCUCCCGAGGACUUCGCGCAUUUUCUCCAGGCUCUGUACGGCUUACCUCACAACAACAUCGCUGAUGAGUUUACCGUGACUGCGGCCAUCCUCCGUCUGGCAACCAAGUACGAAGUCGAAGUUUUACGCGAAAACGCCAUGCGCUGCUUGUCUCUCUCUUGGCCCACGACUUUGCAACUCUGGGAGUGCCGCGAAAAGGCCGCCACCACUGUCGACGGAGUCUACGCGCCUCGCCCCAUCUUACCCCAUCCCAUCCCCCUUAUCGAGCUUGCACGCGAGAUCGGCGCCCCGCAACUUCUCCCAUCCGCAUUCUACGAUCUCUCUCGAUACCUCCCCAGCCAGAUGAUGGAAGGACAUAUGGCUUCGGACGGCACACACUACACUCUCAGCCACGACGACCUCUGUCGCGCCCUGCGCGGGAAGGAGCAAGCGGCGCGCUACUUCUCCACCUUCAUCGUGACCGAACUCGAGGGCCGGCCGUACUCCUCCCUAUGCGUCCACCGCAACGAGAUCCACCCCUCCGUCAAGCGCUCCUGCCAGAUGGCGUUCGAGGCGGUCACGUUCGAGCUCAUCCGCGACGUGAACGGCAUGGUCUGCAACCGGAACAGCGACCCCCUCUUCUCUAUCCUGGAAUCGGUCGCGAUGCAAACACGCGACGACCAGCCGGGCGUGGAGAACAGGGUGGCAUAUCGGGCCUGCGAGGCGUGCCGUCUGGAGUUUCGCGCUGUGGUGGAUGCGGGACGGGAGGAGUUCUGGAGGAACUUGCCGAGCUGGUUUGAGCUGGAUCUGAAGACGUGGGCUUGA
Messenger RNA from Epithele typhae, 1047 nucleotides. RefSeq lists its product as uncharacterized. Gene Ontology annotation, molecular function: protein binding. The transcript has 3 exons. The record is from RefSeq and is a predicted model, not a curated record. The coding region runs from base 1 to 1047 and encodes 348 amino acids. Lineage: Eukaryota; Fungi; Basidiomycota; Agaricomycetes; Polyporales; Epitheliaceae.